Molecule: messenger RNA, 2031 nt
Organism: Cottoperca gobio
Lineage: Eukaryota; Metazoa; Chordata; Actinopteri; Perciformes; Bovichtidae
Gene: hibch
Product: 3-hydroxyisobutyryl-CoA hydrolase
Exons: 14
Coding region: 100-1248 (382 amino acids)
Biological process (GO): L-valine catabolic process
Cellular component (GO): mitochondrion
Molecular function (GO): 3-hydroxyisobutyryl-CoA hydrolase activity
Source: RefSeq, a predicted model, not a curated record
UGUCUUGUUCAGGAAGUUGACACAGAAAGCACAGACAGAGGAAAGACAAGAGCAAAGAAACCAAAGCUGUAUCUGAAAGUGCAGCCGUCAAAGAGAAUAAUGUCUCUAAGCCUUUUGACAUCCUUCUACAGACUGAGGUCCCUCUGCAGACUGCAGCGAAUCCAGGGCCACAUGAUGUCGAGUCAGGUGGAACCAGGGGUUCUUCUGGAGAAAGUGGGCUGUGCAGGUGUGAUCACCAUAAACAGACCCAAAGUCCUGAAUUCUCUCAACAUGCCCAUGAUCCGACAGAUCUACCCUCAGCUCAAGAAAUGGGAGAAUGACAAUGAGACUGACAUUGUGAUCAUCAGAGGAGCAGGUGGGAAAGCCUUUUGUGCUGGUGGAGACAUCAGAGCGGUCACAGCAGCAGGGAAAGUUGGAGAUCCUCUCGCAGAGGACUUUUUCCGUGAGGAAUACAUUCUGAACAAUGCUAUUUGGACAUGCAGGAAGCCAUAUAUUGCCCUUAUUGAAGGAAUAACGAUGGGAGGGGGCGUCGGUCUGUCAGUCCAUGGACGGUUUCGGGUGGCCACAGAGAAGACGCUGUUUGCCAUGCCAGAGACUGCCAUCGGGUUCUUCCCUGACGUGGGAGGUGGCUAUUUUCUGCCGAGGCUCUGCGGGCAGCUGGGACUGUUUCUGGCCUUGACGGGCUUCCGGCUGAAGGGACGCGACGUGCAGAGAGUCGGAGUUGCCACUCACUUUGUAGAGUCUAAGAUGAUUCCAGAGCUGCAGAAGGAGCUGGUGAACUUGAAGUCUCCCUCUGCUGAAGACGUCUCCAGAGUGCUGGAUUCCUACCAGAACCAGAGUAGUCUGGAUGCUGACAAGCCUUUUGUGUUGGACAAGCACAUGUCUGAUAUCGACAGGCUGUUCAGCUCCAGCAGUGUGGAGGGCAUCGUGCAGAACCUGAAGGCAGACGGCUCAGACUUCGCUAACAAACAAGCUCAGACGCUGUCCAGGAUGUCUCCAACCUCCCUGAAAAUCACCUAUAAGCAGCUGCAGGCGGGUGCAGCUCUGAGCCUGCAGGACGUGUUGGUGAUGGAGUAUCGACUGAGCCAGGCCUGCAUGAGGGGCUGCGACUUUUAUGAGGGAGUACGAUCCGUGCUGGUUGACAAGGACCAGAAUCCCCAGUGGAACCCGUCAACACUGGAGGAGGUGUCUGAGCAGAGCGUGGAGCAGUGCUUCUCCUCGCUGGGAGACAAAGACCUCACUUUCUGAUGCCUCCCACCUUCAAACACACACCACAUCCCUGUAUGGUCAGUCAUGUGAGGGGACUGUACUGCUGAGGAUGAGUGCAUUACAUAGGUCACAUACUUAAUAGUUUGACUCCGUACUAUUAAAUACCGUGGUGACAUUUCACAGGAAGAUCCAGGCUGCUCCUCUGCAGUGGAGGAAAAGAAAAGAAGGUCUGAUUCAUGUUCACUGCCAGAAAUCUAAAAUAGUAGCAGAAGAGGUAGCUAGCAGAUGCCCUGUAUGUCACACAUGAAAGAUGUUUAGUGUAAACUUGCUCUGCAGUGUUUUUUACAGCAGAAACUCUGUUUUGCUGCAAAUGCAAGGAAUCUGCCGCACAGCAGCGUUAACACGAGAACAUGGGAGGAGAAGAUGAUCUCACCGCUGAGUGCUUUAUUACAUUUCCUGUGGGUGUUUGUUGAUGUGACAUGGAUCUGUAUCAUCUGUAUGUCUGCAGAUGUGGUCCCUUGUUCUAAUGCAGAUAAUGUGUUGUCUCCAUUUCUCUAGUUCUUUUUGUCUUUUUACACUAUUUUUCUCUUCAGUGUCAGAUUUUAGAAGUAUAUCAAUAUUGGUUCUGAUGCAUUUACAUGAUCAUUACGUUACAAAUAUGUGUGUGAUGUGUCUUUAAAGUUAAAGUCACUGUUUUUCAGUAGAUAUCAAAUCACCUUCUGUAACAUUAGUCGUCAUCAAUAGUUGCAUUAUUUAUGAGACAACCCGUCGAUUAGGCAUCAAUGUUGGACCAGAGGGCAAUAAAGACAGUUGGUAAGGUAA